Bombus impatiens (common eastern bumble bee) is the source of this 9265-nucleotide messenger RNA. RefSeq names its product calcium-activated potassium channel slowpoke (gene slo). The record is from RefSeq and is a predicted model, not a curated record. Lineage: Eukaryota; Metazoa; Arthropoda; Insecta; Hymenoptera; Apidae. Gene Ontology annotation, cellular component: postsynaptic membrane. Gene Ontology annotation, molecular function: large conductance calcium-activated potassium channel activity. Gene Ontology annotation, biological process: transmembrane transport; potassium ion transport. The transcript has 29 exons. The coding region runs from base 436 to 4023 and encodes 1195 amino acids.
GUGCGGCGUGCGUGCAUAAACAAAAAAAAGAAGAAGAGGAGAAGGAAGAGGAAAAGGAGGAAAAGGAAGAAGGAAGAAGAGAAAGAAGAGAAAGAAGGAGAACAGUUAGUAUAAGCGAAAACGAUAUUAAAAUUAAGGGAGAAGAAAAUAGGAGAAGAAGAAGAGAGGAAAGAAAGAAAGGUUGAUUAGUUGUUCGGUGGUAGUAGUGGUGGUAUUAUUGGUAGUGGUGGAGGUGGUGGUGGUGGUAUUGGUAGUAGUAGUGGUGAGUGGGCGCAAACUGCGCGAAGCUAGUUCGUGGUUGAAAGCUGCAACGAAGCGCGAGGCGUGCAGAGUUGCAGCAGGAAAUUAUGAAGCGUAUAAGGAGCGCUCCGUUGGCCGCCGCUUGUGAUAGCUGCCGGUGAAUGUGUGAUCCGGGGGCAGCAGAGAUCCACCGUAAUGACGACCGAAGAGACGACCGAGCAGCCCCCGGUAGACGACUGCCUGAAGGAACGGAAAUGGUGGUGCUUCCUGCUGUCGAGCAUCUUCACUUUCCUUGCCGGGCUGCUGAUCGUACUCCUCUGGCGUGCGUUCGCCUUCCUCUGCUGUCGCAAGGAACCCGAGUUCGCCCCAAAUGACCCGAAACAGAAAGAGCAAAAGACGAGCCGCCAGGGCAAGGAGUUCGAGGGGACUUUUAUGACCGAGGCCAAAGACUGGGCCGGUGAACUGAUUUCUGGACAGACCACCACUGGACGUAUUUUGGUGGUGUUAGUUUUCAUUCUCAGUAUAGCAUCGCUUAUAAUAUACUUCAUCGAUGCCUCCAGCGAAGAGGUGGAACGUUGCCAAAAGUGGAGCAACAACAUUACUCAGCAGAUAGACUUAGCUUUCAAUAUAUUUUUUAUGGUCUACUUUUUUAUACGCUUUAUCGCCGCCAGUGAUAAGCUGUGGUUCAUGCUGGAGAUGUAUUCGUUCGUGGACUACUUUACGAUACCACCGUCCUUCGUGUCGAUAUAUCUCGAUCGGACGUGGAUCGGACUGAGGUUCCUCCGAGCCCUACGACUGAUGACGGUCCCUGACAUCCUCCAGUACCUAAACAUUCUAAAGACAUCGAGUUCCAUUCGUCUCGCCCAACUUGUAUCGAUCUUCAUCUCCGUCUGGUUAACAGCUGCUGGCAUCAUUCAUUUGCUUGAAAACUCAGGGGACCCGUUCGAGUUCACGAACCCUCAACAGCUUUCGUACUGGACUUGUGUCUACUUUCUCAUCGUGACGAUGUCCACGGUAGGAUAUGGCGACGUUUACUGCCAGACGGUCCUCGGCCGCACAUUCCUAGUAUUUUUUCUACUCGUCGGUUUGGCCAUAUUCGCCAGUUGUAUCCCCGAGAUAAUUGACCUGAUCGGGACGCGAAACAAGUAUGGCGGCACUUUGAAGAACGAGCGAGGUCGCAGACAUAUUGUCGUGUGUGGCCACAUCACCUACGAAUCAGUCUCGCACUUCCUCAAGGACUUCUUGCACGAGGAUCGUGAGGACGUCGACGUGGAAGUUGUCUUCUUGCAUAGGAAACCACCAGAUCUCGAGCUGGAGGGACUAUUCAAACGGCACUUCACCACCGUGGAGUUCUUUCAGGGGACCAUCAUGAACCCCAUUGAUCUGCAAAGGGUCAAGGUCCACGAGGCAGAUGCGUGUUUGGUACUGGCGAACAAGUACUGUCAAGAUCCAGAUGCGGAAGACGCGGCAAACAUCAUGCGUGUCAUCUCCAUCAAGAAUUACUCGGAUGACAUUCGCGUUAUCAUUCAAUUAAUGCAAUAUCACAACAAGGCCUACUUACUAAACAUUCCAUCAUGGGACUGGAAACAGGGCGACGACGUGAUUUGCCUAGCUGAAUUGAAGCUGGGUUUCAUCGCACAGUCCUGUCUAGCGCCGGGUUUCAGCACGAUGAUGGCCAAUCUCUUCGCCAUGCGUUCCUUCAAGACGUCGCCGGAUACUCAGGCGUGGCAGAAUGAUUACCUGCAGGGCACGGGCUGCGAGAUGUACACGGAAACCCUCUCCCCGUCCUUUACCGGGAUGACAUUUCCCCAAGCCAGCGAGUUAUGCUUCACGAAGUUGAAGCUGUUGCUGUUGGCAAUCGAGAUAAAGGGCGAAGGAGGCUGCGAUAGUAAGAUAUCAAUUAAUCCACGUGGUGCCAAGAUCGUAGCAAAUACUCAGGGAUUCUUCAUUGCUCAAUCUGCCGACGAAGUGAAACGGGCGUGGUUCUAUUGCAAAGCAUGCCACGAGGAUAUAAAAGACGAAACUCUGAUCAAGAAGUGCAAGUGCAAAAAUUUGGGGCAGCAGCAGCGCUCCUGGGGCCGGGACUUAGAUGUGGGGAUGAUGAUGAUGCAGACCGGCAUGGUGAAAGGAAACACUGCCUACAGCAGUUGCCUCGACGUGGCCACAUUCCGGAAAGGCGUGCGAGCUGUUCAAAUGGUUGGAAGAGCAAGUGAAGACUUCUCGUAUGCAAACGACCACCAUCCUCCCCCCACAUUCACUCCGCCAGAACUGCCCAAGAUGGUUCACGUAAGAGGUGAGAUCAGUCGCGACCGAGAUGAUCCAAACGCGAUGAGAAAUCACCGGAAUUCCGUCGGGAUGACCAUGAUGAAUUCAACAAAGCAGGUGAAUAAGGUGAAACCGAAUGUGAAUCGAGCGACGAACGACAGUUUAUCCAGUCCAAAUCAACCGUACAAUCAGAGAUCGCAAGAGGAGUCCGCAUACCCUGGCUACCAUCUCGCCUACGAAGUCAAAAAGCUCAUGCCGACGAGCAGAGCCUCGGGCGGUACGAACGUGAAUAACAACGGUGGUCUUCAAGUCGGAAUAGCCGACGAUCAGGCGAAGGACUUCGAUUUCGAAAAGACCGAAAUGAAGUACGAUUCAACGGGUAUGUUCCACUGGAGUCCAUCCCGUAACCUCGAAGACUGCAUACUGGAUCGUAAUCAGGCGGCGAUGACAGUUCUAAAUGGACAUGUUGUUGUUUGCCUAUUCGCCGAUCCCGACUCGCCUCUCAUCGGACUGAGAAACCUUGUCAUGCCAUUACGAGCUUCCAAUUUUCAUUACCACGAGCUUAAACACGUAGUAAUAGUUGGGUCUGUGGAUUACAUCCGCCGCGAGUGGAAGAUGUUGCAGAAUCUACCAAAGAUUUCGGUGUUAAACGGUUCACCAUUAAGCAGAGCAGAUCUGCGUGCCGUUAACGUGAAUCUGUGCGACAUGUGUUGUAUCCUGUCGGCUAAAGUGCCUAGCAAUGAUGACCCCACCCUCGCCGACAAGGAAGCCAUCCUCGCGUCCCUUAAUAUCAAAGCUAUGACAUUCGAUGACACCAUUGGAGUGCUCAGCCAAGCAAAUAAUGAGCAAGGUAAUUUGACCGCAGUUGGCAGCCCAAUCGUUUUGCAACGACGGGGAUCAGUUUAUGGAGCAAACGUGCCAAUGAUAACAGAACUCGUAAAUGAUAGCAACGUGCAGUUCCUUGACCAGGACGACGACGAUGAUCCGGACACAGAACUGUACCUUACCCAACCGUUUGCUUGCGGUACUGCCUUUGCCGUCAGCGUAUUAGAUUCAUUAAUGUCGACGACGUACUUUAACCAGAACGCGCUGACUUUAAUUCGAUCUCUAAUCACUGGUGGAGCAACGCCUGAGUUAGAGUUAAUUCUCGCUGAAGGAGCAGGUUUACGAGGAGGUUAUAGUACACCUGAUAGUCUGGCAAAUAGAGAUCGAUGUCGAGUAGGUCAAAUCGCGUUGUACGACGGGCCAUUGGCUCAAUAUGGCGAAGGAGGCAAGUACGGUGACCUCUUUGUCGCAGCAUUAAAGUCGUAUGGAAUGCUGUGCAUUGGUCUGUACAGGUACAGGUUUCGAGAUACCAGCUCAUCGUGCGAUGCUUCCUCUAAACGAUACGUCAUUACAAAUCCUCCAGAUGACUUCACGUUAUUGCCUACAGAUCAGGUUUUCGUGCUGAUGCAAUUCGAUCCAGGUCUGGAAUACAAGCCGAGCAGAGGAGCUCGGGGAAAGGAUGACGCCUCCUGACUGUUGCUGUGUAGCGCCCUCACAGACGGACCUUAUUCCUACAUAUAAUUACGCAAAGGAAACGCAUCAUGCCGCCCGUCGUCCCUACUGAAUCGACUUGUAGUCUUCAUUGGCUGGCAUUACAAUACGAUGCCCUCAACGAAUUAAUCGCAAAACCCCGUCCAUAGAACGAAUCAUCAACACGUCCGUUUUUUCUGCUGGUUAUGUGUCGCCAGUGAUAUAUUUCGUCAAUACUCGUAUAGCUGAAUUCGGUUUCCCUCUAAUAGUGUCCGCAGAUUUCUCUGUUCCUUGUUAUUUAUCGCUAACGUGAUUUCUUUUCACAUCGUGACCGGAAACAUUUCUACGUUGAGGCUUGGUUGUGUAAUAAAUAAAAGAAGGAAUACAACAUCAAGUGAUAAAUAAAGAAGGAAAGAAAGAAGAAGAAGCGAAUGAAGAAGAAGAAGAUAGGAUAAGGAUAAAAAUCUGCCAAGGGAAAUAAAAAAAAGGAAGAGAAACGGUAAAGGGAUACCGGGAUACGGUAUGAUGAAACACGGUCCGAGGGUAGCUACACGUUAAGCUUCCUAAAUCUUCGUAAGACAUGAAAUUAUUAAUUGUCUUCGAUGUUGAAGGCCGCAUAAGGACUGAACGGGCUUAUUCUGAAGCGUAAAAAGGUGUGUGACUAUAAUUCCACGCCCUAUGCUUUCAGGAGAAUACAGAAGUACAGAAGAAAACAAGCAAAAAAAAAAGAUAAGAAAUAAUACUUAAAAAACAAAUGCGAAGCAAAACAGCUUAACUAUAAACGCUUGAGAACAUCUUCAAGGCUGAUCGCUGAGGAAUUGUAAUCGCCUUCGCGACUUAACGUAUACCAUCGCUGUAGCUCAUUCAGGAUAUGUAAAUAGGUACAGAACAGGUGAAUAUGUUGUCAUUCGACGGUAAACUAUAAAAACAAAGACAAAAAAGAAAAAAAGAGAAAAAGAAGCGGAACGUGGAGGAAAGAGGAAGAUAUAGAAGAUAUGAAACAAUUGAUUGAGAUAUAACUGCAAUGACAGGACCGUUUUGGUUCCUUUCAUGUAGAUGCAUUGUUCACUUUGCAAGACAGUCGUGUGUUCGUCUCCUGUAUCGUGAUUUUGUAUCUUGCCUUGUGAGCAAAUGGAAAUAUGUAUACAUAUAUGUACAUGUAUCUGUAUAUGCGUAUGUACAGGGUGAUAACUGUAACUAGAACAGAUCAUAGCUCUUACUUGGAAAAUGAAAGGAUACCGACGAUAGAGAUACAUGAUUUCACUUUUCUUAUGGUUACGUACUUUCUUUGCAAAUGUGCCUCUAUGUUUCUAUAUUAAACGAUUCUCUUAAUUACCUUGCGAAUAAGAAACAAUAUUCUUAUUCCAUAAACGAAGUAAUUUAAAUGACACACCUUUCACGUUAAGAUGUGAUUCGUAACUUCCUAUGUAUUGUGCAGCUGAAAGUUAGUAUCAUAUUUAAUGGUAUGAAUUUUCAUCAGAGAAGUGAAAUGUCUAGAUUAUUUACAUGUACACGAGUAAUACGUAGAUCUAGCAAUUUAUUUAAAGGCGUUUGCGAGAUAUUAAAUUGUACAUGUGAAGUAAUAGAAAAGAUUAAUACGAAGCACUAUAUUUUAUAUUUGCAUUCAAUGGAACAGGUAUAAGUGAAUGUGUAGAUAUACGUCACGAUAUUUCUUCACUUCCUUCUUCUUUCUAUGUGUUAUGAUAUUCUCUUGUUUUCGCUUUAUAUUUGAUUAAGGGAAGGGCUAUAAUCUGUCAUAGGUGUAACAGUCACUCUGUACGUUUAGUUUUAGACCGAAGAGUUUGCAGACGAUAACGUGCAUCGUUACGACAAGAGAUAGGUGCGAACAGGACUGCAGGAUUACGUGUAAACUUUACCUUGAGUGUCUUCUUUUGCGGCUAACGAUAUAAAAAAUCUCAAUCAAGCACUUUGUACAGAUUCUAUACAUAAACGCGUAUGCAUGCGUGGAUGUAUGUAUGUAUGUCUGUAUGUAUGUAUAUAUGUAUGCAUGUAUGUAUGUAUGUAUAUGUGUGAAUAUAUAAUAAUUUAACGAUAAAAGAAAAAAAACACCCUUUUUCCACACAACUUGAGUAUUAAUCGACUAUGUAUCGAUACGACUAUAUAUACAUUACAGAUAUAUAUGCACAUAUAUAUGUAUACAUAGACACUCUCUUUUAUAUAUUUUUGUGAAACUACACGAGUGUGUACAUACGAACGUACAUAUGUGUACAUACAUCCAUAGACGUAUACACGUAUGUAUGUAUGUAUAUAUGUCUGUAUGCAUGUAUAUGUAUAUAUAUGUAUGUAUGUAAAGAAGCAAAAAAACAAAGACGGAUCAAAUAAGGUAUACAUACAUAAAAACAAAGGAAGGAAAUACACAGAUACACCUAUACACAAAUACUUCUUCCUUGCUCUUUCCCCCGCUCCGCCCCUCCCUUUUUUCUGUCACUAACCAUGACUGAAACACGCACACGUAAUGAUACACAUACGAUACGUACGAGUGCAUGUAUAUGGCAACACAAUCACAAAAAAAAUCUGGUAUGGAUUCACAGACACAAAACAUACACACGCGGAUACGCGCGCAUCCUUUCUUUCUGUCUCACAUGCGCGCGCGCGCGCGCGUGCACGCGCGUGACACACAGAUAAGGGAAAUCCACACGAGAGAAAAGAAAAGCGAUUAUCACAUCGAUGAAAAUGAUGCACAUACGUGGGAAGAAAGAAGAGUACGAAGCGGAAUGAAAAAAAAGGGAAAGGAAACCAGGGGAAACGAUUCGCGCGUGCGGAAGUAUGACGAGUGCAAAAACAAAGGAUGAAGGUAUCGCGUGAUCCGACCAAAUACGAUAUACGCUGAAAAUAUAUGUAAAAAAAACAUCAGAUUACCGUGCUCGAUCGUUCAAUGAAAAAUCAGACUAACCAUUAAUCGAUUAAAAAAGAGAAAUAUAUGUGCAAAUGGGACGAAGCGGUUCGAUUAUUAUCGGGGACAAGAGAAAACACAAAGUAGCUGUGGUAGACGCUGCCGUGUAUCGCGAUUACGAGUCGCCGCCGCCACCGCCAUUGCUACUGUUUGCAAUAUCCAUAUGCACUAUUCACUGCCACUGCAGUUCGUGUUAUAUCGUUGUAUAUAACUUUCUAUAUAUGGCUCGAUUAAGGCGAGAAGGGCCGGUGAGGCGUGCGAAUCGGAUAGCUUGAUCGAUGUAUAAAUGAUAAUACUAAACAAUGUGCAGCAUCAGCCGCAAUAAGUGUCAUUCGUUGCUCCUGAUUUCCAAAUAUCUUUUUUCACUUUUUUUUUUUCUAUUACUUUAGUAUACGUAGAUCUGCGAGAAAACGCCGAUCAAUUUCUAUGUUUUAUCAAUGUGGAAUUAAUGCGUUAUUUUUAUCGAUUGCGAAUGUAAUGUUAAGGAUUAUAACAGGGAUGAGCACUGUUACUGUUACUGACACGCUUUCAGUUUUCUUUGUAUUUUGAUAGAUCAAACGAUAAGACCUAUCCCAGUAUAGUAUAUAUAUAUACUAUAUAUUUGGUUUGUUCGAUGUGAAAAUUGAGUCAGUGAACGUUUAGUGGACGAAGCUUUUUUUAUUUUGAGUAUCCGCUGUUAAAGCAGUAAAAGAGCACUUUUUAUUUAAGAAAUUAACGACACACGAAUUCAUUAAUUCACAAUUUUUACAUACGUAACUCGUUGUUUUAUAUUAAUUAUAAAAAUAUGAAUGCUAGAUAUGUUUAUUUUCUAAUUUGUGUACAAAUUCAUUUUAUUCGCUAUCGUGAAAGAUGAUAAAGCAAUUGAAAUUAUAGUUUUAACAAAAUUUCAGAACAGUAUUUGUAGAAAAUCAAAUGACGGAGAUUAAAAGAAGCUGGAAGUGAGUCAAAAGAGUAAAUAGUUAGGAGAGCGAAAGAGAGUCGCGUUUUCAUUUGAACAAUUACAAAAAUUCAUUUGUGCGUUAUCGUUCUCCGCUGAAUGGACUAUCCUGUAUUUUCUUUCUCUUUUUCUUUUUAUCUUCGAGGAAUCCUCUGAUAACGAAAGCUCUGACUGGGUAUAUAAUUAUAAACGAAUCGCUUAAUUUUUCAUCAGCAUAUUGAUGAAAAUACGUGCGAAGGAAAGAACGAAAAUCGAAAGACAGUUUAGUGUUACUUAUUUGAUUUCGUAAAAUUCGAUUUCUCGAGGAGCGUCAGUGUUUUAAGAAACGAGUUUAAGACACACACUUUAGAAAAAUAAACGAAACAAAUUACAAUUCGUAAUCGAACGAAUAUUGUUUUGGGGAAAAAUGUUUGUUCACAGCAGUCAAUUUUUCAUACUAAUUGUUUGAGGAAGUUAGCGGCUUGUAGAAUCGCGUUAAAUCAAGAUGGAGGACUCUCGGUGACCCUGCCUCGCCUUGAUGCGAUUAUAUACGAAACAAAAGUUUGCGCGUUAGAUUUUGUGGAAAUCGUUCGUUAAGUGAUUAAAAAAAAGAAAAAAAAAUGAAAUUUGUCGGAGCCUUGUGUAGAGUUUUAGAUGAUUGGUCGAGAUUUGCGUCGCGUGGGUUUAGCCAGGCAGAUGAAUUUUACUUGACAAACGAGUGAACAUCCUUUCGAAUUUUGACUUUCCUUUCUUAUUUCUUUUUCUUUUUGUUUCUUCUUUAUUAAUUAUAAAAUACGGCCGUUAAUUUUAGUUUGACCUUUCACGUACGAAAAAUAGACGAUUGUUAUUUUAAAUAUUACUCGAUUCACUCUUACAAGGUAGGAACUCGUGCCUGGCUGCUCGCGAGAUACAAAUUAUUCAUGCACUCUCUUUAAUAAUUAAAUCAUGCACCGAUUCAAUCGAUAUCAUCACCCGUAAUCGUAUUUUCGUGCGUCGCACGGAUACACGUGGCGCAUUUGUGUGUAUGUGAGACGUGUGUAUCUAAACGAAGUAUAUAUAAUUAACGUUAAAAAAGAACCUAAAAAAAUGUGAAAAAAACCAGGAGGGAAAAAGAAGAGGAAUAAAAACAAAUCGAACAAAAUACAAAAAAUGAUUCGAAAUAUAUAUAUGGGAAUUAUAAAAUGUAUAAAGAGAAGAAAAAAAGAAAAUUAAGGCGCGCUGAGCGUACGCCACCUUCGAUGCCUCAUUGACCUCAUCUAAUGCUUUUUUAUCUGUACAUUUACAAUUUGUGUACCAAUGAGGAACGUUGUUUAAUCAUGUUGUUGAUGUUAUUGUUAAAGAAUGAGAUUCAAUAUUGUACAUAACUAUAUAUUCAUUAUAAUUGAUGAUAUAAAUAAUUAUAUACAUAAAAGUAA